GGUUACCAAUUUGUCAAAAUUUAGUCUAACGUUAUAUACACAUUUUUUUGAUAGUUUCGAACUUUAUUUUUACUCAUUUUGUAUAUUUUUACAAAAUCUAAACAGCAAAAAGUUAUGCAUAUACCGUUUCGAUUUUGGAUUGGAGUUAUCAUCUUCAUGACGACCUACACUAAUUACGUUAUGAGAGUGAACAUAUCGAUCAGCGCUUUAGCAAUGAUGACUCCUAAAGAGAGUGAGAAUGCACAGAACAAAACAGAAGUCAAAACAUCCGAUUGCAUCGUAGAAAAAAAAGAGCGAAUCAAAAAAGAAUACCACGAAUCGGACAUAUUUCCAAGAGCAGAAUGGACUGAAACCCAGCAAGGACAGGUUUUGGCGGGUUACGGUUACGGUUAUAUGAUCUUCUCUAUUCCCGGAGGCUUCCUCGCCGAAUACUUUGGUCCGUGGAAAACAAUAUUUUGGUCCACAUUGGGAUCCAUCUUUGCAACUCUUCUUUGCGUCCCCGCAAACCUGGUCCAUUGGUCGGCGGUGAUGCUCGUCAGGGUUCUUAUAGGAAUGCUAGGCGGAGUUCAUUAUCCUGCCCUGCAAAAUGUAAUAUCUCAUUGGUCACCUCCGAAGGAAAAGGGCAAGUUUAUGAGUGCGAUGUUUGGUAACACAAUGGGAACUGUCAUGACUUUUGCUGUGGUUGGAGCAAUUUCUGACGUCGCAAAUUGGGUAUGGGGCUUUGUGUUUGUUGCUAGUUUUGCCAGUUUAUACUUGAUCCUAGUUGCAAUUGUUUUGUCUGAUUCUCCCGAGAAAAGUCGGUGGUGUUCGGAAGAAGAAAAGGAGUACAUCAGUUCACAACUGCCACCACCGAAAAGAAAGUUGAUAGCCCCCUACAAGGAUAUUUUGACCUCGCGACCAUUUUGGGGAUUAGCAAUUUGUCAUUUAGCUAAUUUAUGGGGAUUGUUUGUCCUUUUGACUUCAGUUCCAAAAUUUUUUAAUGAUUAUUUGGAUUUUUCUUUAAAAGAAUCUGGUGCUCUUUCAGCAGCUCCCCAUAUUGUACGUCUUUUAGCCGGAUUCCUAUAUGGAUGUGUAAACGACUUUUUCACCAAACGAGCAUAUUGUUCCAUGACCAUACAAAGGAAAGGUUUUGUGGUAUUUUCUCAUUUGUUGCCCAGUUUAUGUAUGUUUGCCAUGAUGUUCAUAGGAUGUAAUGCAUAUGUGGGCACAGUGCUACUCUGUAUGACUCUGUUCUUCAACGCAGCGGUAGUUUGCACUACAAUUUAUAAUCCGCAAGAUUUGGCACCAAACUUUGCAGGAACCAUUUUUGGCAUUAUCAGUACAAUUGGAGGAAUAUCACAAUUUUUAGUACCGGUUACAACUGCUGCCAUUACUGAGGGUGGAAAUACAAUGGAUGAAUGGAGAUGGGUAUUUGUCUUGGCGGGUUCCAUUUUCCUGGUUGGAGGUCUAGCUUUUAUUUUUAUGGGAUCAAGUGAAAAGCAGCCUUGGAAUGAACCUAAGGAAACAACAUUAUAAAACAUUUUUGUUUAUUGCUUAUUGCUUAUAUUAUAAUUUUUGUUCUGAAAUAGUGCACUAAUAAUUCUUCCUAUACUGGACGCUUUAUAUCAAUAACAUCAACAUAUGUAUUUGUAACAACUUUAAUUUUUAAUUUAACAAGAAUAAAAAAGUAACAUGA
Molecule: messenger RNA, 1675 nt
Organism: Aethina tumida (small hive beetle)
Lineage: Eukaryota; Metazoa; Arthropoda; Insecta; Coleoptera; Nitidulidae
Product: vesicular glutamate transporter 1
Exons: 7
Coding region: 115-1515 (466 amino acids)
Biological process (GO): monoatomic anion transport; transmembrane transport
Cellular component (GO): plasma membrane
Molecular function (GO): transmembrane transporter activity
Source: RefSeq, a predicted model, not a curated record